Messenger RNA from Porites evermanni, 4028 nucleotides. NCBI's taxonomy places the organism in Eukaryota, Metazoa, Cnidaria, Anthozoa, Scleractinia, Poritidae. The record is from the annotation of a GenBank genome assembly.
AUGGCAGAAAGAAUACUACAAGAUAUAGCUGAACAAAAGAAGCGUCUUACAAUAGCGGAAAUCAAUAAAAACACGGAAGAGAAAGCAAAAGCCUACUACAAUCUAGGCAAUGCUUAUUACUCCCUCAGUGACUUCCAUCAAGCAGUAGAGUACCUCAACCAAUACCUCAGCAUAGCUGAGGAAGUCGGUGACAUAGCAGGAUCAGCAGGAUGUGUCUGUGGCGGAGUCGGCAUUGCUUACCAAUCCCUCGGUGACUACCAAAGAGCAAUAGAGUACCACAAUCAACACCUCAGGAUUGCCAAGGAAGUUGGUGACAGGGCAUGUAAAGGCAAAGCCUUUUUCAAUCUCGGCGUUGCUUAUCACAGCCUUAAAGAAUUCCACAGAGCAAUAUUGUACUACAAUCAAGGCCUCAGGAUUGCCAAGGAAGUUGAUGACAGGGCAGAUGAAGGAAGUGCCUAUCUCAAUCUCGGCGCUACUUAUCGCAACCUUAAUGAAUUCCAAAGAGCAAUAGAGUACUACAAUAAAUACCUCAUCAUUGCCAAGGAAGUUGGUGACAGGGAAGGGCAAGGCAAAGCCUAUAACAAUCUCGGCGCUACUUAUCGCAGCCUUAAUAAAUUCCAAAGAGCAAUAGAGUACUACAAUAAAUACCUCAUCAUUGCCAAGGAAGUUGGUGACAGGGCAGGGCAAGGCAUAGCCUAUGCCAAUCUUGGCUGUGGUUAUAACAGCCUUGAAGAAUUCCAACGAGCAAUAGAGUACCACAAUCAACACCUCAGGAUUGCCAAGGAGGUUGGUGACAGGCGAGAUGAAGGAAAUACCUAUGGCAGUCUCGGCUUUGCUUAUCAGGGCCUUGAAGAAUUCCAACGAGCAAUAGAGUACCACAAUCAACACCUCAAGAUUGCCAAGGAAGUUGGUGACAGGGCAGGUGAAGGAUGUGCCUAUGGCAAUCUCGGCGGUGCUUAUCACAGCCUUAAAGAAUUCCAACGAGCAAUAGAUUACCACAAUCAAACCCUCAGCAUUGCCAAGGAAGUAAGUGACAGGGCAAUGGAAGGCAGAACCUAUUACAAUCUCGGCGCUACUUCUCUCAGCCUUAAUGAAUUCCAAAGAGCAAUAGAGCACACCAAUAAAUCCCUCAUCAUUGCCAAGGAAGCUGGUGACAGGGCAGGGCAAGGCAAAGCCUAUGCCAAUCUCGGUCUUGCUUAUCACAGUCUUAAUGAAUUCCAAAGAGCAAUAGAGUACACCAAUAAACACCUCAUCAUUGCCCAGGAAGUUGGUGACAGGGCAGGGCAAGGCAAAGCCUAUAACAAUCUCGGUCUUGCUUAUCACAGCCUUCAUGAAUUCCAAAGAGCAAUAGAGUACACCAAUAAACACCUCAUCAUUGCCCAGGAAGUUGGUGACAGGGCAGGGCAAGGCAAAGCCUAUAACAAUCUCGGUCUUGCUUAUCGCAGCCUUCAUGAAUUCCAAAGAGCAAUAGAGUACACCAAUAAACACCUCAUCAUUGCCCAGGAAGUUGGUGACAGGGCAGGGCAAGAGCAAGGCUAUUCCACUCUCGGCAGUAGUUAUGAAGUUCUCGGCGAAUACCAAAGCGCAAUAGAGUACCACAAUAAAUGCCUCAGCAUUGCCAAGAAAGUUGGUGACAAGGAAGGGCAAGGCACAACCUAUCACAAUCUCAGCAAUAUUUAUUCCGCUCUCGGCGAAUCCCAACGAUCAACAGAGUACAGCAAUUAAGUCCUCAUCAUUGCCAAGGAAGUUGGUGACAGGGCAAUGGAAGGCAUGGCCUAUGCCAAUCUCGGCAGCCCUUAUCACAGCGUUGAAGACUUCCGAGGAGAAAAGGAGUGCUACGAGAAAGCGUUGAGCAUUUUCAAGGAAGUCGGUCACAGAGAAGGAAAAGGACUUGCCUAUUUAAAACUCGGCAGCGUUUAUCGUUCCCUCGGCGACUUGUCACGAGCAAUGGAGUACUACAAGCAAUCCCUGAGCAAUGCUAAGGAAAUUGAUGACAGGGAAGGACAAGGAGAUGCCUAUUGCCACCUCGGAGGAUGUUAUCUCGAGCUCCAAGACUUCAAGAAAGCAAUAGAGUAUUUCAGGCAACACCUGAGCACUGCCGAGAAAAUCGGUGACAGGAAGGGAGAAGCAUGUGCCCAUAGCGGCCUGGGUCAGUCUUUUUUGGCAUCAGAUUCUUUGAAUGAGGCUUUAGAACAUUUUAGAUGCAGUGUAAAAAUCUUUGACACUAUUAGAGCCAGUUUUAUCUCGGAAGAUGAAUUGAAAAUAAGUUUCCGUACGCAACAUCAAUAUGCCUAUACUCAUUUAUGGCACGUUUUAGUAAGGCUUCAAAGACAUGAUGAGGCUUUAUACGCUGCUGAGAGGGGACGGGCACAGGCUUUGCUCGAUGCCUUAAAACUAACUUAUGGUCUUACAUCACUUUCUCCCAGGUCAAUUGAAUCUGAAGAAGAAGUCAGAUAUAUUUCAAGGAAGACAACUGUUUUAACAGUUUUUCUUGCCCUUCAUUUGGAAACAGUCAAUAUAUGGGUAUUGCGAAAAGAAGGCAACCCUAUUUUUACGCACGCGAAGAUAGAAAUUGGUCCUGAACACGAAGAUUCCUUUACUUUCCUUUUAGACUUUGUUUUGGGAUGCAUUGGGGCUGGCGUCGGUAUCAGGUGCGAAAAUCGGUCAAUGGAUAAGAUUAGUGAUGACCAAACUUCAACUACUCGAGACGAUGAUCAAACAUCGGAGCCAAUACAGGGGACCACCGACCUUUUACAGCCAUUAUAUGAUGUAGCUCUUGGUCCCAUUGAAGACUUGCUUGAUGGUGAUGAACUAAUUGUAGUUCCUGACGGCGCUUUGUCUAAAGCUCCUUGGGCAGCCCUGAGUGAAACUUUAAGGAUCCGCACUGUUCCCUCACUGACAAGUUNACUGUUUUAACAGUUUUUCUUGCCCUUCAUUUGGAAACAGUCAAUAUAUGGGUAUUGCGAAAAGAAGGCAACCCUAUUUUUACGCACGCGAAGAUAGAAAUUGGUCCUGAACACGAAGAUUCCUUUACUUUCCUUUUAGACUUUGUUUUGGGAUGCAUUGGGGCUGGCGUCGGUAUCAGGUGCGAAAAUCGGUCAAUGGAUAAGAUUAGUGAUGACCAAACUUCAACUACUCGAGACGAUGAUCAAACAUCGGAGCCAAUACAGGGGACCACCGACCUUUUACAGCCAUUAUAUGAUGUAGCUCUUGGUCCCAUUGAAGACUUGCUUGAUGGUGAUGAACUAAUUGUAGUUCCUGACGGCGCUUUGUCUAAAGCUCCUUGGGCAGCCCUGAGUGAAACUUUAAGGAUCCGCACUGUUCCCUCACUGACAAGUUUGAAAGUCAUCUCAGAUUCUCCAAUUGAAUACCACAGUAAAGGUGGAGCCCUGCUAGUUGGAGAUCCAUGCUUGAAGAAAAUUACAGAUAGACGGGGGAGCCCCAUUUAUGAUCCUCUGAAGUACGCAAGAAUGGAAGUGGAGAUGAUUGGAGAAAUUUUAAAAAGUCAACCCUUAACAGGUGAAGAUGCAACCAAAGAAGCGGUACUUCAGAGAAUCAGGUCAGUUGCUUUGGUACACAUUGCAGCCCACGGAAGAAAGGAAACGGGAGAAAUUGUUUUGGCUCCAGCCCCCCGAUGGGAAUCCAAGCCUCCUAAGGAGGAGGAUUGCAUUAUGAAAAUGUCUGACAUACAAGCUGUUAAGCUGAGAGCGAGGCUGGUUGUGCUUAGUUGCUGCCACAGUGGUCAAGGAGAGGUAUCGUCUGAGGGUGUGGUCGGUAUGGCACGUGCUUUCUUGUUUGCUGGUGCUCGUUCCGUGCUGGCGACACUCUGGGCAAUUGAUGACGAAGCCACAAUGAUGUUUAUGAAAUCUUUCUACAAACAACUUGGAAGUGGAGAAAGUGCAAGUGUUGCUCUUCAGAGGGCCAUGAAAUGUCUUCGAGACUCCCACGACUAUUCUGCCCCGAAGUACUGGGCUCCUUUUGUUCUGAUGGGCGAUGACGUUAAGAUUGAAUUGGAAAAGAGUCAUUGA